This is a messenger RNA of Condylostylus longicornis, 1018 nucleotides long. RefSeq names its product proteasome subunit alpha type-4 (gene Prosalpha3). NCBI's taxonomy places the organism in Eukaryota, Metazoa, Arthropoda, Insecta, Diptera, Dolichopodidae. Gene Ontology annotation, biological process: ubiquitin-dependent protein catabolic process. Bases 143 to 940 code for a protein of 265 amino acids. The transcript is spliced from 4 exons. The record is from RefSeq and is a predicted model, not a curated record. Gene Ontology annotation, cellular component: proteasome core complex; cytosol; proteasome core complex, alpha-subunit complex.
UUGUGUAAAUAUAAUAAAACAAAUCAAAUUGUUGUCAACUCAUCCGAGUUAAAGAAGAUUUAAAGUCGUUAUAAACUGAAAAAAAUUUAAGCUAUUUUAGAUAUUUUUGCAAAUUUUUAAUUGUUUAUAUUUUGAUUUUCAAAUGGCUCGUCGAUAUGAUUCAAGAACAACCAUCUUCUCACCAGAAGGACGAUUAUAUCAAGUGGAAUAUGCUAUGGAAGCAAUUUCUCAUGCCGGUACUUGUCUGGGAAUUUUAGCAAAGGAUGGAAUAUUAUUAGCAGCAGAAAGGCGAAAUACAAAUAAAUUGUUAGAUGGAGCAAUAUUUUCUGAAAAGAUCUAUAAAUUAAACGAGGAUAUGGUGUGUUCAGUAGCUGGAAUAACAUCUGAUGCUAAUGUUCUUACGAACGAGUUAAGAGUAAUAGCUCAACGCUACCAAUAUAAUUAUGGUGAAGCCAUGCCAUGUGAACAAUUGGUUUCGUAUCUGUGUGAUAUAAAACAAGCAUAUACACAGUAUGGAGGUAAACGUCCAUUUGGUGUAUCUAUACUUUACAUGGGAUGGGAUAAGCAUUAUGGAUACCAAUUAUAUCAAUCAGAUCCAAGCGGUAAUUAUGGUGGCUGGAAAGCAACAUGUAUUGGUAAUAAUUCUGGUGCAGCCGUAUCAAUGCUCAAACAGGAAUUAAAGGAAGACGAAGAAAUAACGUUAAGGCAAGCACAAGAUUUGGCAAUUAAAGUUUUAAGUAAAACUUUGGAUAUGACAAAGUUAACUUCAGAGAAAAUUGAAAUGGCAACCUUGACCAGACAGAAUGAAAAAACAAUUAUCAAAAUAUUGGAAAAUAAAGAUGUUGAUGGAUUAAUUGAAAAAUAUGAAAAAUUAGAAGCUGAAGCAGAAGCAGCUAAAAAAGCGGCAGCUGCUGCAGCAGCUGGACAAGCACCUAAAUAAUAAAUAAGCUUUAAGAAAUUUGGUUUAAUCAAUUACGCAAAUUUUUAUAAAUUAAAUAAAAAAAUUGAUUCCUUUAAA